AUGUGUAGGAUUACUGAUUAUUACCUCCAGAACUCCACAGUUAAGGCCAUCAGUGGUCAGGCCGAUAAAGGACGCAGAGGGCUGCAGGCGCUCUGCUUUGGGGGGGAACUCGCCCAGCUGCUGGGCCAGACGGGGAGCCGGGCUCUGGACUCAGGACUGGGGUUCUGGGGGGCUGAUGGAGGAAGCUGGACCAGCAGCUGGGUUGGGUGUUUGCAUGGAGGGGUGCUGCUGCCCCCUAGUGGAGGAAACGGGCCGAACAGCGGCUCUGAGCCGGCCCGGACCUGGAUCUGGGCCUCCAGGACCCGGCCCCAGACGGGAUCCGAAGGAGCAGCGUCCCAGCACAGAGCAGCGGUCAUGGCAACGGCGAGCACAUCAGGACAGAGCGGCUUCGGGCUCGGCAGGAAGAAGAAGAGCCCCGGACUCAUGGACCAGAUCAGCAAGUUCUUUGGAGGAGACAAGAAGAAGAGGAGCAAGGGCUCCUUCAGGGGUCACCUGGCCUCCUCGCCCCAGCAGUCUUCCGCUCGCCGCCGGCCCAACGAAAACGCCGUGGUGCACUUCUUCAGGACCAUCGUUUCCUCUCCUCCUCCUAAAUCCAGGUGGAGGGACGUCUUGGGUUUGGCCUCGUCGUCGCGUGCCGAGAGCACAAAGUCGCCGGUCCGGAGACGCAGGGACCAAAGCACGCUGUCCAGACUCUUCAGCCUGGUGAGCGCCCACUCCCUCCUGCCCCCUCGCUUAGCUCUGAGCCUCCAGCUUCUCCCUCACAAACACUCUGUCCUGUCUGUUCUCCUGCAAACGCCAGUGAUGCUCUCGUCAGGGAUCAGGAGAAGCCAAGUCCCGUCCACCCCCAAAACGCUGGAGCACCAUCUUCUGAGGACCAGAGCACAGAUCCACCACAGAUGGGCCCAGAGGGCAAAGCAGGGGAGGAAGCUCCGCCUGUGGAGGACUCCCCUGCUGCGCCUUAACCCACUAACACAAACCUCCUGUUCUUCAGACAGACAGACACCACCGUCUGUCCUCCUCUCUGCAGGAACGCCCGUUUUCCUGCUAACCAUCCAGCUGUUUUCGUCGUUUUUUACGAGGUUUUCGAAGGAUCUCCGACUGUAA
Messenger RNA from Menidia menidia (Atlantic silverside), 1104 nucleotides. Lineage: Eukaryota; Metazoa; Chordata; Actinopteri; Atheriniformes; Atherinopsidae. The record is from the annotation of a GenBank genome assembly.